AUGCUUGUAAAGGAUCAUCAGUUCACUGACCCGAAACUUCAUUGUCAAAAGUAUAAACAUCUUGGAAAGAGUAGUAGUGCUACAUUUCACAUUCCCUUAGAAAAGGGAAACAGCCCUGCAGCCAUUGCCGCCAACCUGGCCACCCAAAUAUUCCCGGGCGUGCAGAGCCCCGCGCCCCAGGCGCCCUGUUGCCCUCGCCCGGAGGCAGGUGCGUCCUGGCGUGGGCGCCGCAGUGUUUGCGCCUGCGGGUGGCGGCGGCGGCGCGUGCUCCAGCAGCAUCUCGGGCAGGCUCCGCCGGAGCGGGAAAUGGGCUAUUCAAUUUCAACGCCGCGCUUCGAGACGAAAAGACUAUUUGGCGACAUCACUAAAGAGCGCUACACCAGCCAAUUACGAGAUCAAGCCAAUAAAGAUCAUGCUUGA
Molecule: messenger RNA, 420 nt
Organism: Gryllus bimaculatus (two-spotted cricket)
Lineage: Eukaryota; Metazoa; Arthropoda; Insecta; Orthoptera; Gryllidae
Source: the annotation of a GenBank genome assembly